CCCGCAACUUCGUCAUUUCCUCUUCUCCUCUUACACAGAUACCAGAAACAACUCACCUUCUACCUCUAAUCAACAACCUUUCUUCUCUAAAUAUCAUGGCUGCCCCCCAGAGCGACGCCUUCAAGAAGGCCAUUGAGGACUCCAAGAAGCUCACCUCUAAGCCCGGCCCUGACGAGCUCCUCCAGCUCUACGCUCUCUACAAGGUCGGAACUGGUGAGGACUUUUCCAAGGCCACUGCCCCUGGCACCUUUGACUUCAAGGGCAAGGCCAAGUACAACGCGUGGAAGAAGGUCGUCGACGAGGGCGUCACCCCCGACGCCGCCCAGGAGCAAUACGUCAAGCUCGUCGAGGAGCUCAAGGAAAAGUACGGCUACGACGAGAACAAGGUGCCCGAGGCCGUCGGCCAAAACUAGAACGAAAUAGAAGAAGACGAAAUGUUUCACACGAUGCGAUGAGGUCAAAGAGUAGGGAAACACUGGUAACACAUACAUACAUGAAAGAAACAAGAAUAAAGCUUGGAAUGGAAAUGGGAGGGCCGUUUUUGCUAUCGGUUGCGCUGUGUCUGCACGCGCCGUGUUUAGUUGCUGAGAGAAAUCAUACCCAGUCGCUUUCUC
Fusarium vanettenii 77-13-4 is the source of this 614-nucleotide messenger RNA. RefSeq lists its product as uncharacterized. The coding region runs from base 96 to 413 and encodes 105 amino acids. Gene Ontology annotation, biological process: fatty acid metabolic process. The record is from RefSeq and is a predicted model, not a curated record. Lineage: Eukaryota; Fungi; Ascomycota; Sordariomycetes; Hypocreales; Nectriaceae. Gene Ontology annotation, molecular function: long-chain fatty acyl-CoA binding. The transcript has 3 exons.